AUGGAGGAAGAACCGCAACAUUUCAAGAUCGCUGGAUUUACUAUUUUCUCGAAUUUCGAAUGUGGAAAUCUUGGCUAUGUGGAGCUUGCAGGACGCGGAAUUUCGGGCAUGUUCCGGAAGCAUAUCCGCUUUGCCUCACCCAAUUUUCAGCGGAAACCCGACUUCGAGUUCGACAUUUGGACGAAUCGGGAUUGCGAAGGCACGGAUUUUGAAAACGGAAAUCGAACCUGGUUCUGUUUUGGAGUUGGUGGAGGUCCCCCUGGAGCCCUAGUUCAAUUCAACAUGAUGAACUUGAAUCGUCAGAAGCGUCUUUUUGCCCAAGGAAUGAAUCCUGUGUAUAUGGUGAUCCCAUCACAGCCUUGGUGGGACCGAGUUCCCGGGAAACCCAUGUUCGAGACCCUGGUGGGCAAUUUCUUCAUCAGUUUUCUUUUCCGUAUGCCGCAAGUUUCCGACGCUGAGACUUACUUUGCAUUCACGUUUCCCCACAAUUACGCGAAACUGCAAAGCAUUUUGCUGAAUCUCGACAAGAAGCAUUCCAACAUCGCCCAGAUGAUCAAAACCCCGAAUGAUUACAAAGGAGGGAUCUAUUAUCACAGAGAACUCAUGUGCUAUUCCCCGGAUGGUCUUAGAGUGGAUUUACUCACUGUCACUUCGAACAACGGGAUGGAUUCUGGCAUGGAAGAUCCGUUCAACGUGGCCAAGUUCGACUCGAAAGACGGGAUACCGUUUGAGGCCAAGAGUAGGCCUAGAAAGUUUCCUGCCAAGCCAGUGGUUUUCAUCACUUCUCGGGUUCAUCCCGGGGAAGUUCAAUCCAGCUUUGUUUUCAAUGGUUUCCUGAAGUUCAUUCUGAGUGAUGACCCGAGAGCUCGCCACUUGCGAGAACAUUUCGUGUUCAAGCUGGUCCCGUUUCUGAACCCGGACGGGGUCGUGCGUGGGCACUUUAGAACAGAUUACCGAGGGAUUAAUCUGAACAGAGUGUAUCAUAAUCCGUGUCCCGUCCACCAGCCAGCGAUUUAUGCCAUGAAGCGGAUCUUUUUGUAUCACGCGUUCAAGGAUAAGGCUGUGCUGAGAGCGGCGUUGGCGGCGGAAUCCCCGUACACGUUUGUGCCGCCACCGGAGCGGGUUCCGUCGGGGGCGGACUUUUUGAUUGACGAAACGACUCGGGACGCGUUGGACUUGAAUCUCAAGAAGGACAAGGUUGAGCGAGAUAAAGGUGGGAUGAGCGAGGAGAAGGCGACGGAUGAUGUUCCGCUAAGCCAGAUUCAGUCUGCUGCGAGGUCGUUUAUUCCGGCGGCUGUUCCAAAAGGCCGCCCUGCGGAUGUGGAAACAGCUUUUGAGAAUGUUGAAUCUCAUCGGGCCGCAUUAUUCAGGUUGAGGCUCAUGCGAAGUCUGACCGGCACAGAUAAGAAGUCUAAAGUGAAGACAGGUAGCACGGAAGGAACCGUUAUGGCUGGACUGUUCGAUCAGAUGCCUGCUUUGAACUCUCUGCUGAAAGAUAGGGUCCAGGUUCAAGAGACAAGUCAACCUUACCGAGCAGGAGGUGGUGCUGGUGCCGCUCAGGUUCCUUCAAAAUCUAGUCUUGUGCCAGAAAAAGUGGAAACGUACGAGAAUCGUGAAGCCCAGUUGGCAACGAGUGAAACACGGAUGUCUUCAGCUGGACCGGAUGUUGUGACCAGUAGCAUGAGCGUACCUCCUGUAACAUUCAAUGGCUCGGUGAAGAAAACUCGUCGCUCCAUUCCGGCCUACUUCAAUUCCGAACGCAUGUGGCCGGCAAAAUUGCCAGAGAAAAUUGAUAUCAAGAACGUGGUCAAACAGAAAGUGAAUGCUUUCAAAUUUGGUUUCGGAUUCCGAACAUUCACUGUCUCGGAUUGCCGGUGUCCUGGGAACUGCACAAAAUUUUGUGCUCCGAGUGAUCCUGCAUCACCAACUCAAAUGCGAGCCGGAAUGGACGUUGAGGACGCUGAAGUGAAACGACAGAAAUCAGGAGGUCCCUUGCCAUCGGAUCUUUUCAUUCAGGAUUCAGACUCGUGUGGAGCUCCUUUUGAUUCGAACGUUUAUCCUGGGGAAAGAUUGGAUCUUGCUGAUUCUCGUCCCCUGGCAGAAGGUGAAAAUUUGGGGAAUACGAAGCAAUGGUCUUCGUUGCAUCCCCCUGAAUGCACUUCUACCCGUCAAGACUCAGUGGAUCGGCAGGAAGGAGGCGGCGGAGUGGCGAGCAGCGAAUUGGGCGGCGAAGAAGACGCCAUGGCGGACAAUGCGGCUAUUAAUUUGUUCCGAUUGCCCAACUAUUUCUCGAGCGAGAAUAACGACGGGAAGGGAUCCGGUGUUUUCGCCUAUGUCGAUUUGCAUGGUCAUGCGAGCAAACGGGGGACGUUUUUCUACGGAAAUCAUAUUGACAACUUGGACGCUGCUGUUGAAACCCUGUUGUUGCCGAAAAUAUUGUCCAUAAAUUGCCCGUAUUUUGACUUCGACGCUUGCAAUUUUUCGAAGGCUAAUACUCAAGCUCGUGGAUACAGUAAAGCUGGUUCCGGACGAGUGUUUUUUCACAAAGCCACUGCCAAUGCCCGUUGUUAUACCUUGGAAUGCAAUUACAAUAGUGGGUUCUAUAAAUACAAUCCCCCUCCGUUACCGGGCUCGUUUCCUGGUCGCAUGGAGAAGGAGAAAAUUCGAUAUGACCCGGAAUGGACUGGCAAGGUUGUGCGCUACAAUCCUGUGAUUUUUAGAGAGGUUGGUCAAGCUUUGGCGAUUUCCCUUUUGGACAUGAUUGGAAAGAAUCCUUACUCAAGACUGCCCCAAAGCGAGUUCGGCGACGUUUUUGGCGUGAAGGAAUGGCUACGAGAUUAUUUGACAAAUCCCUUGCCUCCGGUUUCUGCGUCUCAGUAUCCCGAAGUGGCCCACGUUUUCGGACCCAUCACUCCGCCGGGCCAGGGAAAACCAUCGAGUGAUGCCGACAAUGAGAAAGGCGGAACGCCUGCUCUUGGAGAGAUAAUUGGUCCCGCGGACUCGUUGCUUGCCGACUUCGCGGAACAAGGCAUUGAUGCGGAAUAUUUUAAACGCUAAUGACAUCAUGACGCUUACUUUGCUCGGAGCACCACCCAACUUGCCUUUUCUUUAAUCGGUUCUCUCCUUUUGUUGGAUUUUUAUCGGUUUCUGAGGGAGACAAUGCUAAAGCUCGUUUGGAAAUGAGCUGAACUUAGUUUUAUUCGAAAUCUUGCCUACGGGUUGGCUCUUCAUUUUUGCCUCCUUCGUAAUUCGAAGCGAUUCUGCGGAUUCAUUUUUUUAAUGCAAAAUCAAUGAAUCAGUUGCUGACAGUAUUACCUAAGAUCCGACUAACGUAACGAAACAAUUAUUUGAAAAUGUCUCCCAUUUAUUCCUAAGACCCGGCUGGGAGGAAAAGCACAAACGCUAGGAGUUUGGCGAGUUUUUAAAGAUCAUAACGAAAGUUGGUGAAGAACGUAAUUGGAGUCAAUUAAAAAGAUUUGAAAAUACCCAGAAUCAGAAAGAGUGAUGGGUUGGCAACACUUUUGACACAACCCUCGUAAGGUAUACCGGUGGACUCCCUACAACGAUUUUUCUCUGUAUAACGAAUUGUUUCUGGUCCCAUAAGAUCUCUUUCACCCGUGUUAUAGGGGUUCUCUACAAUGAUUUUUUUUUCUGGUCCCUUUUUAUUCGUCGUAGAGCGAUUCCGUUUUAAUCGCGAGCCUUGUGCUUUUCGCUAUCUGAAAAUGAGUUGUGCAUACUGUUGUCGGUCGCUAAAAUGUUGAUAAUAUGCAUUUGCUGGCUCUUGUUUUUCUUUCCGUUGUUUGAAACAUAUCUAAAGGAACCCGGAAGCGAAGGUUCGGCAAAGAAAAAGCGCAUACUAGUGCUCAAAGGGGCCAAGAAACGCUCUAGACCGGUUCAAAAGCCGCCCUCGAAGUCUUCACGUUCAAGCAGUGAUAAUGACGCCGCCGGUAUGAGUUCAGAGAUGUCGCCUCCUUCCCGCAAGGCCCUCAAGGCGCACAACCCACCGUCUGCCAAAGGGCCCAAAGAAAUCGUAUCCAAAGUUGGAGAGACGACGAAUGUCGCCAGUGGUUCCUCGGCGUCAGUGGUUGCCACCGGUGUCCGGAAGAAGAUCAAGAAAGUGCGGAAGUUCUCUGAAAAGCUGCUGCCGAAGCGGAAGCGAAUCAAGACUGCGAGCAGCAGCGAUCGAUCGAGUUCGACCUGAAAAUUCAAAAAGUUUGCUAUCAAGUUUAAUUUUGCCUUCGAGUCCUUCCCUGAAAUCCCACGCGAGUAUUUGCUAGAGUAUUCAUCGAGAACCCCGCGUAUUUGCGAUGGCGUCAAAUGUUGAAGGUUGCCAAGAAGAAAAUUGUCUCUCUUGAAAUAUCUCCAGAAACCAAGUAUAACUCUGUUUGCGGCACUAGGUAAGUGUCGAGUUUAAACAACAGCGGACUGCUGUUCGUUUUUCAAAAUAAUUAUUUUGAAAAGUUUUUUGGGUUGUGGAUUAGGCUUUUCAUGUGAUGACUUCUGGGUGUUAUUCUAUUUUUUCUCCAUAAUCAUCCCUGACGUUGAAAAGAAGGGAGGGGAUGACACGUUCGGAGAAAAUUUUUCUUAUGCAAUCUGGCAUGGAUUAUGAUUGGACUAGAAUAUUCUCAAGUACAGUAUAAGACGCGAGAAGCUUUGUUUUUCUCCUUCUUGCGUUAUAAAUACUGUGAAUGAAAAUUAUGCAUACUUUGCAUAAAUGUUGAUGCGUAUUCGUGACUGCCAGUGACAUCUACCCGUAUCAAGACACUUGGUGGACUGAAAGGACCAAGUUUGAAAUUCUUAAACAUUCAAUGGGGUUUAGGCUCUCAAAAAUUUCGUGAGGCUUUAAAAUUUGAUGUGACCCCUUCGUAUCCAGGUUAUUUCAGAAAUAAGCUUUUCGUAGUUUCAAAAGGUUCAUGUUGCGUUGCCUAGAUUCAUUGUUGGAAAUACUUUAAUGAGCCAUGUCAUGAUUUCUCAAGAGCAUUUGUUGGAAAAUGUGGAUGAUUUCAAGAGAGAUCCAUGAUGUUGAUACGACUCUUGAUUUAUAUUUCAACAAUUGGAGGCGUCAACUCGUAUCUUACCAGAUACAUAGCAAUUUUACUGCACUUCACGAUAAAGUCUGAUUUAAACAUUUUUAUUUUUCUGAGUAGGAAUAAUUUAGGAAAUUAUCGAAGGUUAUAUGGCUGCGUAUUAAUUUCUUGUCUCCUUACCAGACUUCCAAUAAAUGGAAGAGUGCCCUCAAAUUUAUUAUUACUGUAUUGGAAUCUCUUACAACAUUUGAGAAUCAGUCUUGAGGGGAAUGUUUCAUAUUUUUUGUUUUAUGCGAUGGAUUAUAUUUUAUUUAGUGCAUUAUCUUCUGAUGAGCGAUUUGAAGUUCGCUGGAAACAUUUUCACUAGACCUUUGAAAAUUUAUUGGAAAAUUUUUCAAUCACGGCCGAAGUUACUGUCCUCGAACCAUCAGAACUCGAUAUUUUUUGAGAGCUUCGAUCCUCUCAUGCAAACGUUUCAUUUGGUUCGACGAUCUCGUUUACGAUUUUUGACUCGUCGUGUACUGAUUUAUUAACAGUGUGAUACUAGUUUUAAAAUAAUGUUUUCAGUUCCCGCGCGUGAUUUUUCCGAAUCGGUAAUUUGUAGCCGCCAUUGUGAUACUCCUUCCUUCGCGUUGACAGCGGUUUUUUUUUUUUUUUUUUUUUUUUGUGUUUAUUUGGUCCAUGAACGCGACUCGUUCCGUUGUCUAGUGUUACCUUGUUGUGUGGCACGGGUUUUUGUUCGUUUUUCUGUGUGGAAUUUUUGGUUGACGGCUCGAGAGCUUGGUUUGAAGAACGGGAUCAUGUGGCAAAAACGGAGAAGAAAUGAAUGCAAUCGCUGCAGAAAUUA
This is a messenger RNA of Notodromas monacha, 5874 nucleotides long. NCBI's taxonomy places the organism in Eukaryota, Metazoa, Arthropoda, Ostracoda, Podocopida, Cyprididae. The record is from the annotation of a GenBank genome assembly.